AAAUGGCCUCGUGUGAAUCAAUGUGCCCAGUCGCUGAAAUAAAUUUUCGAAGCCGGAAUCAUCUGAUAGAUCAAUUAGAAGCUACUGCAUCGACUAGUUCAGGACCCCGGUCAAAAUACGUUGCAGAUCCGACGAAAAUGGUCAAAGAGUACUCACGAUCAGCUGCUGACACCCAUAAAUACAACAAACCGGAACUAUUAAGGCCUUUUCCCGUUCUACAACACACAAUAGACUAUCUUCUGGAUUUGUACAGUCCGUUUAAAGACAGGCGGUCAGCGAUCACUUCCAAACAAUUCGCAUCGAUUUUUUCGUUUGUUUCGGAUCGUCUACGAUCAAUUCGACAGGAUAUGAUUAUGCAAAACUUGCGUGGAGAUUUCACUGUAAUUCUUAUUGAGAAAAUGCUUCCAUUCUACAUAGAAACUGACGGAGCUUGCAAGAUGGCAAAAUGUCAGAGUUAUGACCCGAAAUUGCACGAUUUUCAGUUGGAAGAGUGCUUUGGAAGGUGGUUUGAAGAAGUCUCGAAUUCCACUGAUAUUAUCCCGAAUCCCUUGAUAUCGGCCUGCUUCUUCUUCAGACAAUUACAUCGAAAAUCAUCAAUUCUUCAUGAUCUCUACCUAUUUCGUCGGAAACUACCACACGAAUCAUUUAAUCUCAUUCAAAGCAUAAUAUCAUCAUUUUAUUCCUCAAAUUAUCGCCGAUUUUUCGAUAUUUUCCAACAACUCGAUCCACUUCUCAAGCACUCACUCUCGGAUUGUGUCUCAAUUCUUCGUCAAUCAGCGAUGAAAAAUAUAUCCGUGGCAUUCAAGACUCCUGUCGCUAGGCUUCCAUCUCAAUUGCUAUCCGAUUGGCUUGGAUUUCCAGCGAAUCUCGAAUUUUUCGACGAUUUUCUUCGUUUGUACAGUGUGAUUCCUGAUGAGCAAGGAAAUAUUCUGAUUUCUGCUCUACGACCACCCGUGGAAAUUUCGUAUCAAGAUUUUUCUUCGAGACAAUAUGAAUAAAUUUAUUGUGAUUU
Caenorhabditis elegans is the source of this 1012-nucleotide messenger RNA. RefSeq names its product SAC3/GANP/THP3 conserved domain-containing protein (gene tag-115). The transcript has 4 exons. Lineage: Eukaryota; Metazoa; Nematoda; Chromadorea; Rhabditida; Rhabditidae. The record is from RefSeq and is marked reviewed. The coding region runs from base 3 to 998 and encodes 331 amino acids.